Molecule: messenger RNA, 6535 nt
Organism: Cynoglossus semilaevis (tongue sole)
Lineage: Eukaryota; Metazoa; Chordata; Actinopteri; Pleuronectiformes; Cynoglossidae
Gene: mcf2l2
Product: MCF.2 cell line derived transforming sequence-like 2
Exons: 34
Coding region: 1417-5070 (1217 amino acids)
Biological process (GO): intracellular signal transduction
Cellular component (GO): cytoplasm
Molecular function (GO): guanyl-nucleotide exchange factor activity
Source: RefSeq, a predicted model, not a curated record
UGAAGUAGAGGCAUGAUCAUUAUUUUAUUAUUUACGUAUAUGUUUACCUUUUACGAACCCCCCGCCCCCCACACUAUUAUCAUUAUUCCACUGACCCAUGUCCUGGAUUACAAGUACCCACUCUUAGAGAAACAAUGUCAUUGAAUAUAACUGAAGGGAAGUCAGUUCUGUUUGUCCUAUCACAGGUUUUCCUAUUCAGUGAAGGAUAUCGGAGCCUGCAGUUUUACUGUGAAGUGGUUAGAGACGGUGUGAUCAAACAUGUCACACAUCCGGUCUCUCCGGGUUGAUCAUCAAUAUUCCCGUGACUUGCGGUGUUUCUAACCCACUCCUAUACACAGAAGAAACCUACAGACCUUAAGAGUAAACUCUGGUUAUCUGUUCCAAAGGUUACUGCAAGUGUGUGUGUGUGUGUGAAAAAAACAAGAAUAAGCUGCUUUGUGUGCUCGUACAAGGACCGAAAAGAAAAAGAAUAUCAGAAAGAAAAAAGGCCCAGCUGACUGGGCUUUUCCAAAUAGUAUUAGAGUUUUUACUCAACCUAAUUUAAUUUGUUUAACCUAUUAUUACCUUCUGCAUAACAACCUAGUUUAAUGGGAUUAUCCUCAAUGGCUGUGGACCAGUUGGUAGAAAGGAAUUUUCAUCCGCAGCUGGUUAGGCAGCAUUCGACAUGAAACAAUAAUAUUUACUAUUCAUUGCGAUGGAUAUGGCAAUACAAGAACAGCACGGAAAAAACACAGGAAAUUCAACCUUAUCCACUUUAUCCGCUUUGAUUUGGCAAUCAAUGCCAUUUUGAGAAUUUGUUUGUUCCAAAAAGCUAGGCAUUCUGCACACGUAUCCUUCUACAAAAAGUAAAUUACUUGCAGCUGGGAUUGAAACACUUCUGUUCACCUGAUUCAUUGGGACAUAACAGAUGAUCUGUUUACCGGCUCUUCAUCCAUUCAAUUUCCGAGAAUUAAGUUUUGUAUACUGUGGAAUUGUACCAUUUUUAAUUAUCAUGGAUGGCACCCAUUUGGGUCAUAAGCUAAUAUGCUAAUUUCUUUUAACAAUCUUGAAGCAUUGGAAACAGUCCUGACCCUGAUCUUACAGACACACGCAUGAAGACAUGCAAAUGUUGAGUAAUAGGCUUUACUCUACCUUCUAAUGCAGAGAUUAGAGCAGAGCAGGUUAGGGAAACCUGGAGCUGCUCUCCAGGGAGGGACACACACACACACUCACACCCAAGAAGAGCUGCAGUGGCCAUUGUGUUUGUGGAAAGAAGCUGUGAUCGUGUGUGGGUGAGGGACGAGGGGACUUUGUCUCCCUGCUGCAAAGCGGCGAUCAGGCGCCAUAGAGAGAUGCAUCGGGAAAAGAAGGUGCACAAGCAUGCACGCAUGCUCACUGGCUGCUCUCAGGCGUAGUGAGGUAGAGCUCUGACUGUAGAUGGACAGUCCAGAUAGGUGGAUUUACUCCGGCUCACGAUCCACCUGUCCUCACUGUGGUAACUAUGGGGAAGGCUAUUCCACCGUGCGGAUCUCGACGGCCGAGAUGGAGUCGUACCAUCACUUCCUUAAAGUGUGUCAGCACGCUGAGACAGCCUCACAUGAGAUCAUGCAGCAGGAGAUCAGGCCCCUGCUUGCAGUGGACAUCAUCGAGCAGCUCCAUCGUCAGUUCGCCUUGCUCUCAGGAGGAAGAGGGAAAGAUGGUGCUCCUAUCAUCACCUUUCCAGAGUACUCAGGCUUCAGUGAUGUGCCUGAAGAAGACUUUCACAACGUCAUCACUUACCUGACCAGCAUUCCCAGUCUUGAUGCUGCAAGUAUUGGCUUCGUCAUCAUCAUUGACAGACGGAAAGACAAAUGGAGCACAGUGAAGGCUUCCCUAUCCAGAAUUUCUGGGGCGUUUCCAGGAAAUCUGCAGCUGGUUCUGGUGCUCAGGCCGUCUAGGUUUUUCCAAAGGACGAUUGCUGAUAUUGGCAUCAGGCUGCACAAAGAUGACUUUAAAAUGAAGAUUGUGAUGCUGAACUCUUUGUCAGACCUUCAUGGCUAUGUGGACAGAGGUCAACUGACCCUGGAGUUGGGAGGAAGUUUGGAGUAUUGUCACAGUCAGUGGAUCCACCACCGAACCGCCAUAGAGAGCUUCGCAGUCACAGUGAAGACCACGGCAGAGAUGUUACAGAAGUUUGGAACUGACCUGGCAGAGACAGAGUUACCUAACGAUGUCCAGUGCACCAAAGACCUUCUUACUGCACACAACAACAAACACAACAACCUCAAGGAUGAACUAAAGCUGGCACUUAAACAGGGCAACACCUUGUUGACUUGUAUCAGACAUCAGGCAGCGAAGUCUGAGAACCAACCACUGAACCCAGAUGAGAAAGAGAAUCAGACUACAGUAGAGAGGCUCUUGGCUCAACUGGAUGAAACAGACAAUGCCUUUGAACAGUUCUGGUGCAAACAUCAUCUGAGGCUGGAGCAGUGUCUGCAGCUACGUCACUUUGAACAGGACUUUAGAGAGGUCAAAGUGUCAUUGGACAGUCUGUCAGACAACCUUACCAGCUUGCCAGUCUUCGGGGAUUCUUUGGCCCGUGUCGAGCAUCUUCUGAAAGAACUAACAACACUGGCUGACAAAGCUCAGCCAACCGUAGAGAAGGCUCAGCUCCAUGCUCUACAUGGAGACCAACUGAUUCAGAGCAACCACUACGCCGUCGACUCCAUUCGACCCAAAUGCGUGGAGCUGCGGCGAGUCUGUGAUGACUUUACUAAUGAAGUGAAGAGAAAGAAGGAUGUCCUAUCCAAGUCUCAAGAAAUACACAAUGGCAUUGAGAAGGUAAACCAGUGGUGUGAGUCAGGAAUCUACCUACUGGCCUCUCAGGCCGUGGAUAAAUGUCAGUCACAGGACGGGGCAGAGUCGGCGCUCACUGACCUUGAACAGUUUAUGGAUUCAGCACCAAAGAACCAGCUCACUGAAUUAAGGAACCUCCACAAUCAGUACGAGGUGGUUCUCUCUGAGGAUUUGAAGGCAGGUGUCAUGAAGGCCCUGAGUCGUCUUGAAGAUGUGCAGGAGAUGUUUGAGAAGCGACUGGUGAGCCUGAAGAGACUUUCAGCGAAACAGACCAGACCUGUUCAGCCUGUGGCACCGCGUCCCGAGUCUUCUCCUAAAUGUCCACCAGUGAGGAACACCACCAGGACAACAGGAAGCCACCAGCCGGCAACACGCAGAUUGUCUGAUAACUCCACCUCUGGGAAGCAGACUGUUGACAAUGAUCCUAACAAGAAGAAAAUUAUACGCAAGGCCAAGGGUGAAAUCAAGAUAGAGGUCAUGCAUGAAGAAAGUCAAGGAGGCUCCACCCACGUUGUCCUGACCAAUGAGACAGAGGAAAGCUUGUCCAACAGACGAAGACUCAUCAUGACGGAGCUGAUCGAGACAGAGAGACUGUAUGUGGAGGAGCUUCAGAGCAUCAUUGAGGGUUAUAUUGCAGAGUUUGAUAACUCCGAGCUCAGCCAUCUUACGCCGCCCUCGCUGGACAAUAAAAGAGAGGUUCUGUUUGGUAACCUGCCAGAGAUUUAUGAUUUCCACAACAGGACAUUCCUAAGGGAGCUUGAGAACUGCAUGGAAAAACCUGAGAUGGUGGGAACCUGCUUCCUGAAGAGGAAAGAGGAACUGCAGGUGUAUCAGAAGUACUGUCAGAAUAAGCCUCGCUCUGAAGUUCUCUGGAGACAGUGCGGAGACAGCCUCUUUUUUCAGGAAUGUCAGAAGAAGCUGGACCACAAACUGUCUCUGGAUGCCUACCUUCUAAAACCUGUGCAGAGGAUCACCAAGUACCAACUAAUGCUUAAGGAAAUGUUGAAAUGCAGCAAGAACGAAGGCACUGCAGAGUUGGAGGAAGCUCUAGCUACGAUGUUAGACAUAAUCAAAUCGGUCAAUGACUCCAUGCAUCAGAUAGCCAUCACCGGCUUUGAGGGAAACAUAAACGAGCUCGGAAAGCUGCUGAUGCAGGGUUCCUUUAAUGUGUGGACUGACCACAAAAAAGGACACAGCAAGGUAAAGGAUCUGGCCAGGUUCAAACCGAUGCAGAGACACCUGUUCCUGUACGAGAAGAUGCUCUUGUUCUGUAAGAGGCGUGAGGAGACGACAGAUGGACAUGAGAAGACACCGUCCUACAGCUUCAAACACUCAGUCAAGAUGAGUGAUGUGGGAAUCACAGAAAAUGUCAAAGGAGACAGCAAGAAGUUUGAAGUGUGGUGCAACGGCAGAGAGGUGGUUUAUAUUAUUCAGGCUCCAUCCAUGGAUGUGAAAAAUAUGUGGGUGUCACAGAUUCGUAAAGUACUCACAGGACAGCUGGAGGCAUGCAGAGAGGCCAGUCAACUCAACAUCUACGGAGCCCCCAUGAGGACCGUUCGCAAGCUAAUGCUGAGACAGUCUGAUUCUUCAAGUCCAGAGUUUGGAUUCAGGAGGACGAACCCAAGCCCAAACAUGAGACAGAAGAGAGCUGAUGCUUCCUCCAGCCAAUCAGGAAACUUAUCUACUAACGCUAGGAAACGCUUCACAUUGCAGAGACUUUCCAACACGAGGUCUCUUCCUUCAGAUCCUGCUGCUAAGGAGGCGGAGGUCCCCCGCCGCUUCUCCCUUACCUCCUCUCUUGCCUCCUCUGCUUCUUCCUCCUUUGCAACGCGUCGCACAAAAGGUCCCCUUUCUUCUACUGCGAAAAGCAAGAGGCAUGAAAUAAAGAGUGACCCCACUCCAUUUGGUUAUGAAGAUACUUUGCGUGGCGCCAUGGCUGCAGUAGGGAAACGUCAGAGCAUGACAGUCAGCUCUACCGCUGCCGCUGCUGCUGGUUCUGCAGCUGUCCCUAGAUCCACAUCCCAACCAGGCUGGACACAGAGACGUCUCCCCUCCAUGGACACAGAGGACUUUGAGACGAUUCCAUCCAGCGGAGAGGAAUCCUCUAACUCUUCAGAGGAGGAAGGCAACAACCAAAACGGUGACUCCAAUCGUUUCCAAGUGCAGCUCACAUAUGAGACAAAAGAAGCGCAGGACAAGAAUCUUGAGGCCAGUGACAUGAUGCAGUUCCUGAAGGAAGCAGAAAAUAAACAGUGACGUCCUCAGUGAUCUGUGCACAGCGCCCCUCUAUGCCUUGUAUGAGAUGCAGCCAGUAUGUGCAGUAAGUGUCCAUCAGGACAAGGAAUACAUCACAGACAUGACUCGUGGCCCUAACUGAAUCUUUUGCAAGUGGAAUUUUUUUAAGCUGGACUUAAAAUGUUUUGUUAUUUAUAGAUGGACCUUUGCAUGUCCUUUGUUUUUUAAACUCAACACUGAAUCUGCAAAGUUGGAGCCUGCUGACAUCCUAAUCUAACUCGUACCGCCCGUCUUCUCAUGGGACUGAAGAGUGAUCAGAGUGUGCUGGUGUUUAUCUUGAAAGAAGAGAAAAAAAAAGAAAGAAAAAAAAAGUGGCAUAAAAAUAUAUUUGUUAAACCCAUUAUUAAACCGGGUGCAAACACCUCACCUCCGUGCAUGGAAACAACACAUGCUUUUCAGGUUUCCGCUGCAUUACGUGCCGCAGCUGCUUCACGUCCCUACCACAAAGAUAUUACAAUUCCAUUUCUGAAUGAGAGACUUUUAUUGGUCUCACCACCUGCUAGUAGAUGGCUAUGAUUUCAUUAUGUUUGGAUCCUGUGUGUCGAGACUUCUGUCUUAUAGACUUCUGUCUAUAAACUACUAUUAGAAUCUACUGUAAAUAAUACGCAUCAAGACUAAAACAAUCCCAACAGAAAUGUUCUAAAAAUUAUACUGUUCAUUUUUUUUAUGUACAGAUAAUCUGUAUAAAGACUCCAUGUAAAUAGAAUAUAUUGUUUAAUUACUGUCUUCAGUUUGGCCAGUCGUCUUUCCUACAGGUGCAAGGUAAAGCACAAGAUUUGGUUAACAUAAUACACCAGCUUUGACUUUUUAUUAGGGAUGUCCGAUAUUAACCUUUUUCCGAAAUCCGAUGUCUAAUUUCGGAUUCCGAUACCGAUAUAUCCGGGCAGUGGUGGCCUGGCUGCAGGACAACACCCCUCGGCCCGAAUUGAAAUACUAUUAAGGGACUGGUAAUAUCUAUUUGUUUAUCUGUACAAACAAAUAUAUUGAGUUGCUGGCACGUACAAUACAACUGCAUGCAGUCCCCUGAUUGUUAAAAUAGAAUGAGCUGCAAUGCUGCCAUCUAGUGACUUUCACUUUCAUAUACAGCCGUUUUUCUCCUAAACUAUUUUUAGGGUGCACAUCAUUUGGCAAAGUUUCCGGAUAACGGUUUUUAUAGAUAUCACAUAAUUAUGCUAAUAUUGGGCCGAAGAUAUUGGUUGGCUUAUAUUAUCGGACAUCCCUACUUUUUAACUGUCUGAAUUCACUCGCUAAUAGCAUGACAUGCAAGUCAAAAAUCUGCUGAUUGACAAUGUAUUUCAACCACAAUGUACUGUAAUUGUCAACAGGGUUUUUUUUUUUCUUUUUCAUUGAAGUUUAGUUGCACUGCUGUUUAGCUGUAUGUUUUCAUUGCUUUUUCUAUUAAAACUGUAAAAACAAUUUUACUUGA